Messenger RNA from Triplophysa dalaica, 869 nucleotides. It is a transcript of the gene mrps10, whose product is annotated as mitochondrial ribosomal protein S10. Gene Ontology annotation, molecular function: structural constituent of ribosome. The transcript is spliced from 7 exons. Bases 16 to 600 code for a protein of 194 amino acids. NCBI's taxonomy places the organism in Eukaryota, Metazoa, Chordata, Actinopteri, Cypriniformes, Nemacheilidae. Gene Ontology annotation, biological process: translation. The record is from RefSeq and is a predicted model, not a curated record. Gene Ontology annotation, cellular component: mitochondrion; ribosome; mitochondrial small ribosomal subunit.
UGUCAGAUAGCAAACAUGGCGGCCUCCAUGGCGAAAGCAGGAGCUGUUCGUGUCCUGUCGAGCAUCAUUCACGGACUCUCGUUAUCGGUCGCUGUUCGGCAUCCCUCACGGUGUUCGGUCAAUGUGUGUCCUGCAGCCUUCAUACACACAGGUCCAGUCUCAGCAUCAUCUCUUUCCUCCGCUGUCACUGUUACAGAUGAAGCAGACACACUCUAUCAGAAGCUGUCAGUGUUGGUCAAAGGUCAUGAUAGAUCAGUGCUGGACAGCUAUGAGUUUUUUGCCUCUUUGGCCGCCCAGGAGCUCGGUCUCGCUCUACAGAAAGUAUUUGAGCCACCUAAGCAUAUAGAUAAGUUAACACUGCUAAAGUCGGUUCACAUCUUUAAGAAACACAGAGUGCAAUAUGAGAUGAGAACACAUUACAGGUGUAUUGAGAUUUCUAGAAUAACCGGGUCAACUGCACGGGUUUAUCUGGAAUAUAUUGAGCGUAAUCUACCCGAGGGUGUCAGUAUAGAGAUCACUAAGACUGCCAUUGAGAAGAUCCCAGAACACAUCCAGAAACCGCUGUGGGAAGACAACAAACUGGAGCCGUCCAGUCCAUGAGGGUCAUAUGAGGAGACGUCUGUCAUGAUAUAACCUGCAGCAUUUCAAAGAACUCCGAACCGACCCAAGGGGAACCUGAUCUGAUCUUAGAUCAGUGCUGUGUAUGUGAAUAAAGGCCUCGAGUUAAGAUGCAUGUCACACAUACAUUUUUAUACAACUAACAUAUACAUUAAAAACUGUAUAAACACAGAAUGGGUUUUGCUCUUUUUAUUUUAUGUCAAAAGCAUGGAUGAAAUCAUUUAUUGUAAUAAAAUUCAAUAUGUAAAUGA